CCAAACCAAACCAAAACAAAUCAAACAAAUCCAAUCCAUCUUUCUCUCUCUACUCUCUGCUCAUACCUCUUCCUCCCAUCUCUCUCCACUCAACCAUGUCUCACUUCGGUAGGUCUGGUCCUCCUGACAUCUCUGACACCUACUCUCUUCUCGUCCUCAAUAUUACCUUCCGUACCACGGCUGAUGAUCUAUUUCCACUUUUCGACAAGUACGGAAAGGUUGUCGACAUCUUCAUCCCCAGAGAUCGAAGGACUGGAGAGUCGAGGGGUUUUGCGUUUGUGCGCUACAAGUAUGCAGACGAGGCACAUAAGGCAGUUGAUAGGCUUGAUGGAAGAGUUGUUGAUGGCCGAGAGAUAACAGUUCAGUUUGCUAAAUAUGGACCCAAUGCAGAGAGGAUUCAUAAAGGAAGGAUUAGUGAAGUCUCUCCAAGAUCAAGCUACAGAUCAAGAAGUCGCAGUCCUAGGAGAAGGAAUCGGGAUGACUGCAGAGACCGAGACUAUCGGAGGAGAAGCCGCAGUAGAAGUUAUGAUAGAUAUGAGCGUGACCGUUACAAUAGGAGGGACGUGGAUUAUCAUAGUCGAAGGAGAAGCAGGAGUACUAGUUCUGAUAAUAGCAGAAGGGUAAGGGACCACUAUGAAGGUGAAGGACAGAGUCGGAGUCGAAGUCGAUCCCGAUCUGUUGACAGUGCCUCUCCAGCACGGCGUAGUCUUAGACCUGAAAGAAGUCUUUCCCCGCGAAGAAUUCCAUCACCAAGUGGUGAAAGCCUAGAUGGACAGAGAAGGAGGGGAAAAUCUUCUUCUCGGAGUGUGUCUCCUUGAGGUCUUUCUCAUGAUUCUCAAAGUUCAACCCAAAGAUAUUUAGAUGCUGAGGUGAGUAGAUACAGAAUAUGUCUUGCUUUCCAUCAUGUGGAACAUUUUUGCUUAUUCUUGCAUUUUUCAGAUUUAAAAGUAAUCUAAUCGCCCUGUUUUCUUUAGUAGGACUUAUGUUACUAGGGAAGGUGGAAACUCCCUAGAGGGAUUUGGUACUUUUCUUAUGGCUGUUCAGUUAAUGUUGGAGACCUUUGAUUGUCAUGUAUGUUCUUAAUUUCUUGCUUUUGGUAGGAUUGAACUUCUUUACUGUCAACUUUUUCAAUAUUAACUCUACUUAUUAACUGAUUUCUACAUGAGUUUUAUAUUUUUUUUUUAA
Messenger RNA from Humulus lupulus (European hop), 1185 nucleotides. Its product is annotated as serine/arginine-rich splicing factor SC35. The transcript has 7 exons. The coding region runs from base 96 to 818 and encodes 240 amino acids. Gene Ontology annotation, molecular function: RNA binding. The record is from RefSeq and is a predicted model, not a curated record. NCBI's taxonomy places the organism in Eukaryota, Viridiplantae, Streptophyta, Magnoliopsida, Rosales, Cannabaceae.